AUGCGACCUUUGCCCACCAAGAGAAACCCUUUGGUUGCGUCCGGCGCGGCACCGUCCUAUGAAGAGCUGGUCAGUCGCCGGCGACUGGGCAAGACAAAAUUGACAGUCAAGCCGGGCCAAGUGGGAACAUCGAAUGCAACCAAAGCAGAGAAUCUGGGCCCGUUCGAGUACGCCCAUCUACGAGCUCCUCUGCCAGAAGACCUCACCGGUUCCGAGAUUUUUGCUAGCCAGUCGAACCAAGCUCAUCCAGAAACAUAUUUCCUCAUGAGGAGAAGUAAAGAUGGCUUUGUGAGCGCGACCGGCAUGUUCAAGAUCGCUUUCCCUUGGGCGGCGCAUGUAGAGGAAAAGGAAGAGCGCGACUAUCUCAAGAGCCUUGAAACAACCAGCCAGGAUGAAGUGGCGGGCAAUGUCUGGGUUGCCCCGAAAUUUGCUUUAGAGCUCGCCGAGGAGUAUGGUCUAUCGGAAUGGAUUCGAGCACUUCUCGACCCGACAGACAUUACGCAAACGCCUUCAAGUGCAAAAAAACCAAUUGCCGCGCCUCCCAAGUUUGAGCUACCAGCGGACAAGGCUAAACCCCCUGCUUCCACUAAAGCGCCUCGUUCGAGAGCGACGAGGUCUUCAUCUCCAGCCAAAGUUGCAAGCCCGACGAAAGUGAAAGCAUCUCCCAGAAAACGACAAACAAAGGCGCAGAAAGAGGCCAAUCUAGCAAAUGCAAACGCUGCAAGCGCCACGCUUCAGUCAGCAUUAGACGACGCCGCAUCUGUGGCCGAAACAGAAUCGAAACCAGAGUCACCGGCUCUGCCUAGUCAACCCGUGACAAACCCCGAGCCGGAGAUGGUCAAGGUUGAAGUAGAUCAAUCGAUUGAAGUUGACGGCACCACGGAAACUACGCACACUACCGUCACGGUGGACAUGCCCGUGGGCGUCCCAGAAUUACCACUUCCAGAAGACACCGAAAAGAUGCUUGAGACGGCCAGAAAGAUGGUCGAAGAGGCCAAGGCUCUAGAAAGCUCCCCGAAGGUCUCGAAGAAGCGCAAAGCCCAAGAACCAGAGCCAAGUGAUAUUGAUGCAGAACUUCCAGUACAGCCUGUGAAGAAGGCGAGAGUGUUGGAGGAGAAAUUGAAGAGAGAAAAGGUGAGGACCAGGGCAAUUUUCGGAGUCACGGCGACACUGGCUAUAGCCGCUGCAAUUCCAUACUUUUUCUGA
Molecule: messenger RNA, 1206 nt
Organism: Cladophialophora psammophila CBS 110553
Lineage: Eukaryota; Fungi; Ascomycota; Eurotiomycetes; Chaetothyriales; Herpotrichiellaceae
Exons: 5
Coding region: 1-1206 (401 amino acids)
Biological process (GO): meiotic attachment of telomere to nuclear envelope; mitotic telomere tethering at nuclear periphery
Cellular component (GO): nuclear membrane complex Bqt3-Bqt4
Molecular function (GO): DNA binding
Source: RefSeq, a predicted model, not a curated record